This is a messenger RNA of Colletotrichum aenigma, 1419 nucleotides long. RefSeq names its product Sugar transporter STL1. The transcript is spliced from 8 exons. NCBI's taxonomy places the organism in Eukaryota, Fungi, Ascomycota, Sordariomycetes, Glomerellales, Glomerellaceae. Gene Ontology annotation, molecular function: carbohydrate:proton symporter activity. Gene Ontology annotation, cellular component: membrane. Bases 1 to 1419 code for a protein of 472 amino acids. Gene Ontology annotation, biological process: carbohydrate transport; transmembrane transport. The record is from RefSeq and is a predicted model, not a curated record.
AUGGGAGAACUUCGUGGACAGGCGCUGGUUUUGACCGUGAGCGUGUUGACCUCAUUGGGUUUCAUGCUCAUCGGUUAUGACAAUGGACUCAUGGGAGGACUGGUAACGGCUCCGGCCUUCAACAAAACGUUUGACUCUCCUGACCCGACGAUGACUGGCCUCAUCGUAGCCAUCUACGAAAUUGGUUGCUUCCUCGGUUGUGUCGCCACCGCUUUCUUCGGCGAGAAAUUCGGUCGUCGCAGGACGAUCGGAGCAGGUGCCGCUGUCAUGGUCGUCGGUGCCAUCGUCCAAGCCGCAUCUUUCGGCCGCACUCAGAUGAUUGUCGGAAGAAUCGUAUCUGGCAUCGGCAUGGGUAUCGUCAACUCGACCGUCCCAGUUUUGCAAGCCGAGUUCAGUCCCAAGUCCAGCCGUGGAAUUUACGUCUGCGCUCAGCUGUCAACACUCAACUUCGGCAUCUUCCUCAUCUACUGGAUCGACUACGCCUUCUCCUCUCACAUCGAGAGUUACGCCUGGAGAGUUCCCGUUGCUCUACAAUGCGUCUGCAUUCUUCCCAUGUUCGCGAUUCUCAGGAUCAUCCCCGAGACACCCCGCUGGUUGGCCUCCCACGAUCGCCCGGAUGAGUGCCUCGCUGUUUUGAGACGGCUCAAGUGGGACGAAGACGAAGAGUCGAUCAGGGUGCUUCACAACUCGAUCAUGCAGACGGUGGCGUACGAGCAGUCCGUGAGCGCUGGGUCGUGGAAGGACCUGUUCGUGAACGAUCGCAUCAAGAGCCAGAGGAGGUUCUUGAUUGCUUGCGCUAUCCAAGGGUUCCAGCAGCUUGGCGGAAUCAACGCAAUUAUCUACUACAGCAGUACUCUCUUCGAGAAGAGCAUUGGAUUUGAUAACCACAUGUCGAGUCUCAUGUCUGGAUUCCUGCAGACUUGGUUCUUUUUAUUGUCCAUGAUCAGCGUGAUGGCUGCGGUGAUGGCAGUACAAGCUGGCCUCAUCUACCAGGUUCAGAACGCCACAGCCAUUGCGAAGUCGGCAGGCAUUGGUGCAGCCGCAAUGCUUUUUGUGUUCCAGGGAGCUUUCACCAUUGGAUUCCAGGCAACCGUCUGGGUUUACCCAUCCGAAAUUCUGCCUCUUCGGAUUCGCCAACUUGGCUCUUCGGUUUCAAGUGGUGUCAACUGGAUCUUCAAUUACAUGGUCGUCCAAAUCACCCCAAUUGCGAUCUCCAAUAUUGGUUGGAGAACCUACAUCAUUUUUGCUGUUCUUAACGCCACUUGGGUACCAAUUAUCUAUCUGUUCUUCCCAGAAACCAAGGGCUUGGAGCUUGAAGAUGUAGACCGUCUCUUCUCAGGAGAUAGCUUCGUCGACUUGAACCGUCACGACACCAGCGAGAAGCAGGAAGUGUGGGAUGUCGAGGAGGUUAGGGCAUGA